AUGACAGCUCUUUCCCUGGUUCUACUCGUGGCCUGCCUGCUGGGAAGUGCCUGGAGCCAUCGGUUGCAGGACAGGGUCCGGGUGCCGGUGGCAGAGGGGGAGUCGGUCGGCGCAAGGCAAAUUCAGGGCGAACUGCAGCAAGAGUUGCCGGAGGGAGGAUCUUCUCUGGGUUGCUACCCCGUCCUCAGGCCGCCCCAAGAAAGGAGCAUCCUGUUCCUGGAAGGGGCGCUGCAUCUAAACACGGACAACACAACUUGCAAGCGACAGUUGGGCGGACUCCUGAGAGCUCUCAUCGCCGCCUGCCUCGAGAAAACCCAGUCCGCAGAGGUGAACGCUUAUGGGCACAAGCAGCUGUUCGCUCCCUUCGCCUUGAAGCCGAAGACCUGCAAAGAGAGCGCGAAAGACAUCUUCCUUCACGGCGAGGACUUGGUUGGCACCUAUCGUGUACCGCCAGAGCUCGUGGCGGAUGGCAAGGUGCCAGACGCGACUGUACCUCUGGUGCAAAGCCUGGACUUCCUCAAGUCUUGGCUCGUCCCACUGGCAACCGCCAAGAAGGAUGCACUCAUUUGGGCUGGUUUUUGGACAGAUCCCCACGAUUCUCACGGCAAGCGGAGAAGAACCUCGGUCGAGAUGCUCGCCGAAUUUGCAAGGCGAACCGAACACGACACCGUGCAUCCUGACACAGUACUGGGAAGUCUUAUUGAAAAGCACGGGGCCUUGGGCCGUUGCCGCGACACCGUCGAACAGCACAUGGUGGAGAAUCUCUGGAAACUGGCAAGCUUUGCCUUCGUCUCUGGCAUGCGAGAGAAAGGUCAAAACACCGUCGUAGCCUUGGUGAACAAGCAGCUUGAGGGCGAGCGCUCCUUGCAGAAGUCAGUCCUCUUCCAAUACGAGGUGCCGACGCUGGGGCUUGCUGCGUGGGGCAUGGGCUACUGGUCUCCGAAAGUGCUCCUGAUCGACUUGAAAGGCACGUGUUCCCGGACGAGCCCGGCGCUGCGCAGGCAGAUGUUUAAAGCUCUGAAACCCUGGUACCUGGACAGGAGGAAGGAUCACUGGAGCCCGCAAGAGUUUGCAGCGAAGUCUCGCAUCACCUGGCAGUGCUUGAAUUGUCCGAACUCCGUCUGUUAUCUCGAUCAGCAGCUGGCCUCGCGUGUGAAGACUAUACAGGAGGCGCAAAAAAAGAAGAUCGCGCGAGAUGAUGACUUGAUCAAUGCCGCGUGGCUCGGCAAACGUGACAAGGUCAAGAGACUGUUGAAGCAGAAGGCAGACAUCCGCUACCAGGAGCCUGUGAACGGUCAGACGGCCUUGCACUACGCUGCGAAGCACGGGGGUGUCGGGAUGGUUAGCUUGCUGCUCACGAAGAAGGCAGACAUCCAUUUGAAGGAUCGGGACGGCAAGACACCGUUGCAUGUGGCUGUAGAAGAUUUCGACGGGCACUCUCUUGCUGGGACGGACAUGGUUCACCUGCUCCUCAAGGGCAGAGCAGACGUAAACGCUCGCAAUGACAAGGGCCAAACUGCACUGCAAGUGGCACGCGAAAUGCGGGUCGACAGCCUGGACCCUGCGAUGGUUCGAAUGUUGCAAAGCUGGGAAGAAAACCUUCCCGAACAUCUUUCAGAGUAG
Symbiodinium sp. CCMP2592 is the source of this 1623-nucleotide messenger RNA. NCBI's taxonomy places the organism in Eukaryota, Dinophyceae, Suessiales, Symbiodiniaceae. The record is from the annotation of a GenBank genome assembly.